Messenger RNA from Fusarium sp. VM40, 270 nucleotides. NCBI's taxonomy places the organism in Eukaryota, Fungi, Ascomycota, Sordariomycetes, Hypocreales, Nectriaceae. The record is from the annotation of a GenBank genome assembly.
AUGUCGCAACCAACUCUCACCGCUGACUACGCAUCUCCCAUGAGCGAGCCAUUCAAGGUCUCGCACACGCUACCUGCUAUCUCCUCUACAGCCUCUACGUCCGAUAAAUCGUCAUACCUUCAGGCUCUUCGUGCCUCUAUCGCAGAUACGCAGGCCACCAUCAACCAGGAGCUUACAGCCCGAAUGGAGCAGGACAAGGCGAGGGAUGCGGCGGCAGAGGCUAAGGAAGAGGAGAACUAUGGCGAGGAGGUGCAGGAAGAGGAGGACUAA